Molecule: messenger RNA, 3795 nt
Organism: Acanthaster planci (crown-of-thorns starfish)
Lineage: Eukaryota; Metazoa; Echinodermata; Asteroidea; Valvatida; Acanthasteridae
Biological process (GO): signal transduction
Source: RefSeq, a predicted model, not a curated record
AUGACCAGUGUACCAAUUGUGGACACACUGGUCAUCAACACCCAGACCAGUGGUCAGUGUUGUAUCGAAUUGUGCCAGGGAGAUAUCACUGAGUUGGACGUCAAGGACAAGGUGGACGUCAUUUGUGUCUCAGUAUUGGGACGCGACUACUGUACACCAGCCAGCACUUUGAUCGGUGCCCUGCAACACAAACUCAAUCUCAGCAUCAGGGAGCUGGCCAAAGAUAAGGAAGAGGACUUACGGCAUGCCUACAUGUGCUGGUGGUCCAAACCGCUGCCGAAAAAGCUGCCUUAUAAGAAACUGCUUUGCUUUGAAAAUACAUGGGGUAGGUAUUGCCCUCAGGAGUUGGUGGCUAAUGUGUUCCGCUGCCUGGUACCCAUCCUCAACAAUGAACCAGGGACAGUCAUCACUCCGCUGCUCAAUACAGGAGGCCAGGGCCAUGAUGAGGUAGCCAUAUUGGUGGGCAUGGUGGAAGCUGCCGCCAAAUGGAUGAAGGCAGGCCUGCCUCUCAAAAAGCUCAAGAUUGUGCUCUAUGCCACCGUCUUCAAGGGUAAAAUCACCACCAUGCGCAUGAGAGAUCCAGAGGGGAUUCUGACGGCCUUCAGAAAUCUGAAGGAGAGAUUCAGCAGGGAGACAUUCAUCCCAAUGGCUGUGCCCCUUGAGUAUGACAUCUACCUGUCUCACUGUGCUGUGGACAGUGAGAUAGCAUCCAUGGUGGAGGCCAAGCUCCUAGCCUCCAAGCCAGGCAUCAGAAUCUACAAGGGCAGACAGGACCCUGCCGAUGACAGGGAUGAAAAGGAUGGGGCAGAAGGGUCCUUCUGGCAGGAGGACAUGUACAAGAUCAUGUCAAGAUGCGCCCGCGUGGUUCCAAUUCUGAGCCCUUCGUUUCUUGAGAGCAAAGCUUGUGUUGACCUGUACAACAUGGCGCUCUGCUGUAAUCGGAGAGCUCAGCGAGACUUGCUGGCCCCACUCUACAUAGAGAGUAUUCAAGACAUGCCUACCUACAUGGGACUUGUGCAGUACAUCGACUGCAGUCCCAAGGACGAAGUUAAGAUCAGUGACGGCUGUGCACACUUGGUGCAGUCCCUGGAGCAUGCUAGUAUGAAGGUCCACAUUGAGAUGGUGAUUGCCGACGCCUCCCCUCUACACUACGACAUCUUUGUGUCGUACAGUCACCGGGAUUCCAAGCUAGCCAUCCCCGUCGUUGAGAAGCUGCAGAGGAUGAAUCCAGACUUGCGGAUCUUUUUUGACAUUCAAGAGCUCAAAGCUGGCACGACUUGGCAGAAGAUGUUGUAUCAUGCCAUAGACGGCUGUCGGUCCUUCAUGGCCUUGGUUUCCAACAGCUACAUGAAGUCUGCCAUGUGCAUUGAGGAAUUCAACUUAGCCCUGGCAAAGCACUGCUCCUUGGAAUCUCAGCUGCGCCUGGUCCCAGUCUGCAUCGAACCCCUGGUGGACCCAUUGCUGGAGUUCCGGCAGGUGAAACUGAUCAACGCUAAGCCGGGCGUGUUUGAGCCAGCCAUGGAGAUCAUCUGCACCUCGCUGGUGGACUGGAUUGCAGGGAGAGAUUGGCACCCCCAGCUGGACUCCAUCUUCAAGAGAAAGAUGGAAAGGAUCCUGGAUGCUUCAGAGUAUGCUGUUGAGCGUAGACGACUUGAAUUCACUCUCAAAUAUGGCCGGGGAGAAAAGAUGCUAAAGCGAGAUGAUGUCAAUUACCCUCCAUCAUUGCAUGGUGUGUAUUGUCGGAGCGUGGCCUCCGAGGACACAAACUCUGAGGAUGCACCUUGUGAUGUUGCUUUCAGCUGUGCUCCUGAGGACAGAAAGUUUGUUUCCUUUGCAACAAAGAUCCUCCGCGAGGUCAGUCCAGGGCUCAUCAUCAAAGAAACAGCAGACACAGAAAAUGAACGCUUGGCUCUGAUGGAGUCAGCUCAAAAAGUGGUCGUCUUCCUAUCGGCAAAUUACCUGGAAUCGGUGGAACAGGUGGAGGAAUUUCACACCAUUCUCUUGAGGCAGAGAUACCGCAGCCCGACGCAGGUCCUCUUUCCAAUAACCCUGCACAAUUUGCCGCAGCUGCCCACGUAUUUCCACCUGAUUCCCUCCGAGUUCAACCUCUUUGAUCCGUUGUGGGUGGACUUGUUCUGCAAGCAUGUGAUAAACAUCAAAGCCCUGCAGCAGAUGUACAAAGUGCACGCCGACCACUGGGCGGGCAGGUAUGAGAACAUUGGAAUGAUUGCAGCUAUUCACAGUCUGCUUGUGCAGCUCAAAAACGAAAGGGAGCAACCCCCUGCUCUCAAGACCAGUCAACAGCCGAUGCUGCUUAACGUCCUGCUCCUUCGUGCAGAGGUCAACAGACUCUACCAGAAAGUGAAGGAGGCUGGUGCCCAGGAUGGCGACAGCAGCGAUACAGAUGGUAAAGGUGGCAGCAGUCAUGAAGGCAGCAAGGAUGCUGAAUCACUAGAUGAUGACGGUCUACUUCAUAUUGUCAGCGAGGUCAUGACAAGAGGAAAAGGUAACUGUGUAGCAGAGGGACUUUCUGAUUCUAUAGCCAGUGAGGGAGAUGAGCUGAAUGAGGAAACCAAACCAUCUCCAGAGGCCCUGCCUUCGAGCACAGAGGCCCGGUCCCAAAAUGUGAUCAACUCUCAAGAUUCCUCUCUCAACCAAAAUCCUGGGGGACCUGACGAGGAGACCAAGAAACCGUCUCUGAAGGACAGCAGUACUGAGAUUGGACGGAUCCAAGACACUUCACCUAUUAUUGAUGAGCAAGUAGCAGAUCGAGCAGCCCAUACUGACAGUGUAGGACGCAGUGAUGAGGAGCAUGCAGUCACAGGCAUACUUGGAAGGCGCUGUUGUACCCUUCUCUGACAGCAGUAAAUAUGCUGGCUUGCCAGUCCCGGAUAGUGUUGUAGUUGAGACCACUUAAGACCUUCACAAGACCACAUUGUGUUUCAAGAAGACUGAAGAAUAUUUUUGAAGCUUUUUUAAUGAUGUCAGUACUAACAUGAGUUUCUACAGAAUUCACUUAAUUCGCUCAGUUUCCUGGUACUCAAUGGAGAAUGGCCAGGAACACGUACAUGUAUGCAGUGAAGUCAGAGCCCCUAUCAUUUUAUACUUCAUUUUCUUAUUGGUGCCGUAAUUAUAAUUAGCUGAUCAAUUUGACGUUGUCAGAAACAUGGCGCUUGAAGUUUCAUUUUGAACAUGUAUUUUAAUCCCAGAUGUUUGAGACAUGCAUGAAUGUGCUUGGUGUUUCAUCUCCCAUUAGUUACCACCUUGAGCAGAAGCACCCCCUCGUUGGUUGGAAAGACCCAUGCUCUUACAAAGCCUACGCAAGGAAUGUACAUGUAUCUCAUAGUCAUUUGUGAAUCAGUGAAGUGGAGUUCCCACAGAAGGAGCUUCUGUUGCUCUGAAAAACUUGCCCUCUCUUGGUCCCGCCAGCUGACUCCGAGAAUAUUCAGGUCACUGUGAACAAUGUUUAGGCCAGCAUACCCCCCAUCUUUAAAGUUUUGCAAUAUUCAUAGGAUAACGUUCUUAAAUAUUGAUGAAUAACUUCAGUUCCACAGCAAAGGGCCUGCUAUGCGAUGAAGUAAAUUAAAAUUUAUCCAGCAUACAGAUAUGUAUAUAUACUUGAAUUCACAUCCAUACCUAUUUGUCAAGUUUCCAAAAAAUUGCACCAUGUAACACCAUGGAGGAAGGAACACUGAUGAGUGCUUUUCAGCAUUUGUUUCAUAAUGGAGCUUACACAUUUAUCCCGUGAAUGUAGAGAUUUUAAUAGAGUGAUGCCAAAGUACUGGUACUAUUCAA